CAAUCACCAUCAUCACCAACGGCAACGAGAGCGAGCCGUUCCUACAGACGUUGAGAGGACCAUUUAAACUUGCUCCUUCUGCCAUACGUCUCCUUUCCUCUUCCUUUACAUCGCAACCACCAUGACCGAAGGCAGCGCCUUCGCUGCCGUCGGCAAACAACUGCGGGGUUUGGCGCGCGAGAUCGAGGAGUACCUGGCAGACGUACCCGAGGGAGAUCGUUACUUUCCGCCUGUCAUUGAUUGGCAUCACCCGGACGAAUAUGCUCAGUUGAGCGUUCUGGGACUGAGUAAAUUCCUGCACCAUGUUCACAAGGAGAGCGCCAUCGUUGAUGCACUUCUCGGCUCCUCGAACCCGCCUGUGGAUUACUCGACCAAUCUCGUAUCGUUGCAGGGCGUGUGGGACGCGUUCAAGCGUGCGCCCCGCCCACUUGUCGGUGUGUGGCAGACUAUGGAUCGCGGCUGUGGGCCCGGGUCUGUCAAGGUCGAUGUCGUGGCUGCCGGUGGCGAUGAGUGGAUCAAAGUGAACACAAUGAAGCACUCGCGACUGCUGGUCGAAUUUCGAGAACAUGAUUCAUAUAUCAACUCAGAUUACGAUUCGGAUUCGGAGGGCGAGAACGGGUCCUCACCGGGUGCCGAGCUCACCAACUCGCUCAUCACACAGGCUCGCGCCAUAGUUGAUGCCGCACAGCAUCACACUCGCCUACCUGGCCUCGCACAGCCACGAAUACGUUACGUCCUAACCCGCCUCGAGGAGGAGCCUGUGGGCGGCCACCCAGAUCCCAGGAUACCGAAGACAUUUGCAGCGCUUCGUGACCUCGGCAUAGAGCUAGAGUUUGCCGCCCAGUGGGGCGCACCUCCUCCAGCUGGUACGCGUCCCAGCGACGCUGUACCUGCGGCCGACAUCGUGCUCGACCUCAGCGUGCUCAUUGCUCUUUGCUGCGACUCCACACAUUAUCCCCUUCCAAAGGAUGAGGACGAGCUUGAGGCACGCUUCCGGCUGCUGCGCGUAGACCAGGAAACGCCUACGAGCAAAGAGAGACUCAGCCUCGCCCCCCACUCGAAUGCGACGCGCGACCUGCGCGAUCAGCUUCAAAUGGAGAUGUCACGGCCUCUAAUAAGGGAGCUGCGUGACCGUUUGACCGCUGCCGGGGUGACGACGCCUCGCUUCUGGUGCACACGCGAGGUGUAUGGCCGGCUUCCUGGGUUAGUGGAGGUGAUUGGGGGCGCAGCCGAGCGCCGUCGCGCCAAGGCGCUUUUCGAUCCGUCCUCUGGCAAUUUCUGGGAGGGUUCGCGCUGGCAAGGGCAAGGGACUGAGUGUCUUGCUGCAAUUCACGUGCGCAUUAUCGAGGACAGCGACGGCGAUCUGCCCGUUCACGAGCCUGAGACGGCUUUCGAUGCUGCCGUUGGCGCCGUCUGCGAGCGCAUGAUUGCGGCCAGUGGGGGUAGCACGCCGCCGUCUCGGGAGCCGACGCCGGGUCCAACAAAGCCGGUGCGUCCGCCCAAGAAGAAGUCCGAUCAGCCCAAGAUCAAGAGCAAAAAGGAAAAGGGGCAGGCAAGCAGGAACCCGCUGCGUCCCGGCACUGUGUUCCCCGCCUCCUCGCGCCUGCCGUCAGGGCACACGUUGCGCACACUGCUUGCAGGCAUUCAGACGCGCGCAACUGUUCUUACCAACAACCGUGGGGCGGUGCUCAAGGUCAUGCGCGAGGCGGGUGUUACGGAGGGCAUACCAAACACCGAGGAGGCGGUUCGGCGCGCGCGUAUCUGGGUGGUCAACUCGUCAAGUCUGGCGGAGUGGCGUCGCAUGGAGGUUGAGGAGAGCAACAGACGCGUUGUGGAGGAAACGGAGAUUUGAGAGGUCUAAGGGGCAUUGCAUGGUCGGAAAUGGCCUUUGGUGACGACCAGGAAUCAGUGUACAUAGUCAUCUUUUGCAUGUAUAGAGCUUGCCAGUAAG
Messenger RNA from Cutaneotrichosporon oleaginosum, 1951 nucleotides. RefSeq lists its product as uncharacterized. The record is from RefSeq and is a predicted model, not a curated record. Lineage: Eukaryota; Fungi; Basidiomycota; Tremellomycetes; Trichosporonales; Trichosporonaceae.